AUUACACGUCAUAAUAACAGAAAGAAAAUGGCAGAUUCCCGUGUUGAUGACUAAGGAAUCCCAGUUUUGUUGAUAUGAGUAAGUGGGCGACGGUUCAGGAACUCUAUAAGAACCGUUUGUGCUAAAAUUUAAUUUAGUCAACCUGCGUGCCGCUUAUCUCAAACAGUGAUUUCAGGUGAUAGUGAUUUUCCCGACAAACCAACUCAAAAUGCCUGGACCAUCUAGACCACUUUGGCAGGUUGCCGGUAAACGUGACUUGGAACAAGAACAAGAAGCCCAACACUGGAUUGAAAGUGUUAUUCAAGAACGUUUUCCACCAAUUCCAUACGAAAUGGCACUUCGUGAUGGUAUAAUUCUUUGCAAACUUAUGAAUCGCUUGGCACCCGGCAUCAUUUCCAAAAUUAACACAUCCGGUGGAGAUUACAAAAUGAUGGACAAUCUCAGCCAAUUCCAAAAAGCCUGCGUCAAAUAUGGUGUUCCCGACGUAGAUUUGUUCCAAACCACUGAUCUGUGGGACCAAAAGAACAUCGCUCUGGUGACCCAAACCAUUUUCGCCAUCGGACGUACAGCGUACAGACACCCAGAAUGGAGGGGACCAUGGUUGGGACCAAGACCAUCAGAAGAGAACCGCCGUGACUUCAGCGAAGCCCAAUUGAGAGCCAGCGAGGGUAUCAUUGGCCUUCAAGCUGGACAAAAUAAGGGGGCUACACAGGCCGGACAAAACUUUGGAGCAUCCAGAAAAAUUAUCUUAGGAAAAUAAAAAAGUUUUUCAUAACUAAAUUAAUGUAUAAUUAAUAGUUUUAUAUAAAAAUGUGUAUUUUGUAAUUUAUUCUACAUAUAGGUUAUUCUUUAUAGGUUCCUGGAUUUAAAAUUUAUUAACCAAAUAUAGUUGUCAUGAAUAAUAAUUGUUUUAUUGUAUCUUGUGCAAAUUAAAUAAUUAAAACAAAA
Brassicogethes aeneus is the source of this 948-nucleotide messenger RNA. Lineage: Eukaryota; Metazoa; Arthropoda; Insecta; Coleoptera; Nitidulidae. The record is from the annotation of a GenBank genome assembly.